UUUUAGCGCAGAGUAAAACGAAAAGGAGAGAGCACCUGUCAAAGAUUCAAAAUAUUUAAAAAGUAUAUUUACCCUUCAAGAAAAUCACGGUGAGAAGACACAUUUGACUCCGCCAAGGAAUAGAGCCACUUUGCCAUUAUUUCCAAAACCCUCCUGAUCAGCCCUAGGGUUUAACGAAAAAUCCAAAGUAAGCUCAAUGGCUUCGUCAACUCGUAUUUUCGGCAAGUGUUGCCGAGCUCUUAUGGCUGCUGCUAAGACUACUUCCGCAGCAACAGCAACAGUCACAGUGACGAAAGCGAGAGGUCGUCCGAAUGGAAUACUGAAACCACAACCAGUUUCCCCUGCUUUAGCGAACUUCAUAGGUACAAAUGAAGCUUCCCGCACUGAUGCUGUUAAAAAAGUUUGGGAAUACAUUAAAACUCAUAACCUUCAGAAUCCUGCAAACAAAAGAGAGAUCCAUUGUGACAACAAGUUGAAGACGAUAUUUGAUGGCAAGGACAAGGUUGGUUUUCUAGAGAUUGCGAGGCUAUUAACUCAGCAUUUUCAGAAGACUGCUUAAGUUCUAGUUAGGCUGGCAACUUCUGUAAAAGUUUUAGUCACCUUCUGGAUAUUGGAUUUUGUUUUUACCUAGCCGGCUAGCUUCUUUCUGUUUAGUAGCUGUUCUAGUUGCCUUCACACUGGUUUGAAUUGUCAAGCGGGGUCGAUCAUGUGCUAUUUAAAUCAAGUGAUUUGAAGAUCAAACGAGAAGUAACAGGGUAAUGAUAAUCUACCUCCAUCGGUGUUCCUCCACUUCAAAGUUCCCUCCUUAGACAUUUCACAAUUUGAAUUCAAGCAAAGUAUGUGUGAUAAGAAGAUACUCUUUUGGAACACAAAUUGUACCAGUUGAAAUGUAAAAUUCUUUUUGCAGUCAGUUCUCUUUAGUUUGCAGAUAAAAUGCUGGCCUAUUUAUCAGUGU
This is a messenger RNA of Capsicum annuum, 955 nucleotides long. RefSeq names its product upstream activation factor subunit spp27. Gene Ontology annotation, cellular component: nucleus. The transcript is spliced from 2 exons. NCBI's taxonomy places the organism in Eukaryota, Viridiplantae, Streptophyta, Magnoliopsida, Solanales, Solanaceae. Bases 197 to 559 code for a protein of 120 amino acids. The record is from RefSeq and is a predicted model, not a curated record.